Molecule: messenger RNA, 741 nt
Organism: Humulus lupulus (European hop)
Lineage: Eukaryota; Viridiplantae; Streptophyta; Magnoliopsida; Rosales; Cannabaceae
Exons: 4
Coding region: 1-741 (246 amino acids)
Source: RefSeq, a predicted model, not a curated record
AUGUGCAUCGAUUACAAGGAAUUGAACAAGUUAACUAUUAAGAACAAGUACUCUCUACCAAGGAUUGAUGACUUGUUCGAUCAGCUGCAAGGUAAGACGGUGUUCUCAAAGAUUGAUCUUCGAUCUGGUUAUCACCAGUUGAGGAUUAAAGAUGAGAAUAUACCGAAGAUGGCUUUCCGAACGCGUUAUGGGCAUUAUGAGUUCUUAGUCAUGUCUUUUGGUUUGACCAAUGCCCCAGCAACUUUUAUGGAUCUGAUGAACAGGGUGUUCAAGGACUUUUUGGAUCAGUUCGUCAUUGUCUUCAUCGACGACAUCUUGGUAUACUCCGGUUCAGAGGCAGAACAUGAGCAGCAUCUCCGACAGGUUUUGCAGAGGUUAAGGGAGCAUCAGUUGUAUAGUCAAGCUACUUUAUGGUUAAUCGCACAAAGUACUUCCAUGUCCAGAGAUUAUACAACAGUUACUGAUGAUUCAUCUCAAGAUUUUAGGAUGUUAGGAUUUAGAGGAGAUCUUCGCCAUGGACAUAGAAGGAGGCAGGCGACAAGAAGUGAAAUGGGAGGAGGCCCAGGCACCAGCACAGGAGCUGGUGGUACAAGAGGUUGCUCCAAUCACAGAGAGAGUAAUGACAAAGGGAGGGUGAAUGAAGAUCCAAUUCCCCACUCCAUAGAAAAGUACGAUGCUGCGAGACUUCAGGCAGAGCAAUUCGCCAAUAAGCUUAACUAUCUAUCUCGAUCAGAUGACUAA